Epinephelus fuscoguttatus (brown-marbled grouper) is the source of this 11059-nucleotide messenger RNA. Its product is annotated as sorbin and SH3 domain-containing protein 1. Gene Ontology annotation, molecular function: protein binding. The record is from RefSeq and is a predicted model, not a curated record. Bases 3160 to 7596 code for a protein of 1478 amino acids. Gene Ontology annotation, cellular component: cytoplasm; cell-substrate junction; nucleus. The transcript is spliced from 28 exons. Gene Ontology annotation, biological process: cell-substrate adhesion. NCBI's taxonomy places the organism in Eukaryota, Metazoa, Chordata, Actinopteri, Perciformes, Serranidae.
AACACUUUUCCAAGUUGAUUUGAUCUCAUUGAGCAUGCAACAAUUUAAUGGAAUUAUAUAUUACUUCAUUGUUAUGAAUAUGAAUGAAGUCUGACUGCCCAAACUGUCCCAUCUACAGCUCUGGGAUGGGAGACACAUGUACAAAGUGUGAGGGAGUGUUACCAGCUAGGACUUCUGGUUAAAACUUUCAAAGUAAAGUCUUAACUGAUGAACACACAACAUUAAAGUGAAUAAUAUAUCUAUAUUUCCGACGACAUUUGUAGUAGCACAGCUACAGGCAUGUUUUGUUAUUUUAUCACUUGCUCUAUAGAUUUAGGGUUUAAAAAAGUAUUCAUCUUAUUUCUAAUUUUAUUCCUCACUGAUCAGCAAAAACAUUAAAACCACUGACAGAUGAAGAAAAUAACUUUGAUCAUGUCCCUGACUGCUGGGAAAUCUUUAAUGGAGAUGCCACCUGACACACUCAACCCACCCAAGCCCUGCAGUAAAUCAAGUACACACCUUCAUGGCAACAACACUUUUUGAUGGCAGAGGCCCCCCAGCAGAACCACCCACCAUACCACACCGCAAAAUCUGCUCAGGAAUGACCCGAGGAACGUGACAAAGAGCUCAAGGUAUGACCCAGCCUCCAGAUUUCCCAGAUCCUAAUCUGAAUGAGCAUCUGUGGGACAUGCAGUACCAGACUUCACAACCCACAGGACUCAAGGAUCGGCCAUCAGCACCCCGGUGCCACAGGUAACCCUCAGAGGUCCUGUGUCCAUGCCUCCACAGGACCAAAGGUUUCCCUGCAGAACACUGCAUUGUAACAAGAUGAUUAGUUUUAUUCACAUCCCUCACUAGUAGUUUUAAUGUUUUGGCUGAUCGGUGUAUGUAACAGUUUUCCAGUCAGUAAAAAUGUGCUCAAGUUUUUUGUUGUUCUUAUUUAAUUAUUUAUGAAUAAUCCGCUUUAAUGCUUUGACUGUUACAGGUGAAAGGUGGAGGCUAGCAUAUACAUUUUACAGAUCAGAUCUUAAUUUGUUAGUUUCUUUGGAAACCAAAAUUAGUCACCAAGUGUCUUUCCUGUGACCUGUGUCACACAUGCUGUUGCCUGCAUCUACCCAAAUAUGACAAAGGUCAUCACAACUCUCAAAAAAUUCAUUUUCUGGUCUGACAACGGAAACUUUUGAAGCUAGAAAAAAUUUCAGUGGCACAGUACUAUAUUUUGAAUCCAUUAGUGGGUACAUUUUAGUUGUGAGACAGUGAAUCAUGAUGACACACACUGGAUUAAAUCAGAUCUAAUAUUAGCCAGGCUCAUUUGAAAUACUGUAAACUACAUAUGGAAUCACCAUUAUAAAGUUUAGGUUAUUUGUCAGUGCAUCUCUUUUAGAGCUGCAACAAUUAAUUGAUUAGUUGUCAACUAUUAUAUUAUUCACCAACUAAUUUGAUAAGUGAGUAUCUUUGGGUUGUGGACAAAAGACAUGAGGAUGUCAUCUGGGGCUUUGACACUGAUUGACAUGUUUCACCAUUUUUCUCACAUUUUAUAGACCAAACAACUAAUAGAUUAAACAAGAAAAAUAAUUAGAGAGAUUAAAGAGAAAGUACACCCAUUUUCAAAAUCCAUACAUGUUAUUCCCAUGGUCUAAGACAGUCCAAAAUAUUAGUAAAAAUGAACAACUCUUCUGCCAAAUCCAAAAGCUAGAGUACUAAAACUCAAAUUUGUAAUGUCAUCAAGUAUAAAGUCUGGAGCUGCUCCAGAGACAAUGAAUUGGGGUUUCAGAUGACACUUAGUACAUUCACACGACAUUAGAGAAAAUCAAUUUAAUGUGUUGGUCUGACUAAAACCUUUUAAAUACAUGUACAUAAACAAGUUUGUUUAACUGAAUUUGUGAUAAAUUACAUUUCUUAAAGUCGGACUAACACACCCAGAUAGAUGCAGUCAGUCAGUGCAGACUGACUGCAUGUACAGUAUACAGUCAGUCUGACCCAAACUGGCUGAGGCACUCAGCGCAUGCUCCACAGUUUCUACCCUGGUCUUUGACCUGAAAGUCAAAUAGCAUUAAGUGUAAGAGAAGAAGAAGCUGGUAACAACAUAGCGAAAUCUACAUCCGGAGCCAUGUAUAUUUGUACGGAUGAAGAGUACGGAGCCAUAAAGUUGUCCACCAUGGUACCAGUUUGCAGCUAGCUAACCGUAGCUAACCGUCUGUGACGUAAUAGGUCAACUGGAAAAAGCUCCAAUACUAACAAGCUGAUAGGGGGGCACCUAAGGUAGUGGAGUCGGAUGUACUUCGUUCAGUGAAUAGAUCCCCCUACCAUGCUUGUAUACUGACACAAUCACAGUAAAUGGCCUAGUUGAGUCAUAACUGCUCGACUUAACUGUGCAUGUAAAUGUACUGAAUGAGAACACGUAGAGGAAUGUUCUGAGUAUAUGGAUAUAUUUUCUGUUUCACAACGGAGAACACUACAAUAGAACAAAGCUCGUUUUGGAUAUAAAGAAGGAAAACAAACUGUUGGUUCACAAAGUCAGGCUCCUAUUCACUGUCAUCUAUGGAGCAAGCCCAGACUUUAUACCCUGUAACAUCACAAGUUUGAUGUUACUUCUCUGGUUUCUGGCUUUGAGAGAGAGUAGUUUAUGUUCACAUAUACAGUAUAUUGAUUGAACUUUCCCAGGCUAUGGAAAUAGCAUAUUGGAAUUCUUCAUUUUUGGUGGUGUUCCCCUUUAAUUGUUGGCUAACAUGGUAGUUAGGAACUUUCCAUUAUAAUAUGUCAGUGUUGUGUUCAAAGCUUGUUCAGUUGGUCAAAAGACAUAUAUACCACUACUAUUUUAGUGAGAACAGUCUAGUGUGGCUAUAGCUCUAACCUUUAUGUCGGUUUUAUCAUGCAGUGACUGAGUCCAGGCUUUUAUUUUGAAGAGACGGCGGCCCAGCCCCCGGUGCUCGGUGGCUGUGUUGUGCGGCGGUGUUGACGCAGCUGAGGCCGGUGAGUGUGAAGCGCUGACAGGACGCUGGUGGAGAGAAGCCGUCGGCGCACGGAGCCCAGUGAAGUGUGUCUGCAGCAGCGAGCAUAACACUGGAUUACCAUCACAGAGAGGGCUCUCCAGAAGAGGGCAGCGUAAGACAGAGCGCAACUCCCAUCCCAUCAGGUCCUCGAACAGUCUCCGCUGUCAGGAUCACGCCUCUGACAACCAUGAAAGGCUCUCCUGACCUGAUUCCUUCCGCAGAUUUGGACCCCAGCAGAGUGUGCAAAGGGAAAGGAGUUGUGACUCUAAGAGCCACCCUCGUCCACAUAGAUGAUGAGGGCUGCAUCAGCGAAGAGCCAAAUGUCAUCACAACGCCAAGUGGCUGGACAAGCCAGAUUAAUGGAGACAGCUCUAAAGCAGGAUUGGCUGAGGGAGGCAGCAACAUCACAGCUGAUUUACCUCCUGUAAACAACACUCAGUGCCAGGUCAAUUCACCAGAGAGUAUAAAAGAGAAUCAAGCUCCAUCCUCCACUGACAGUCAGAACUGUUUCACACCAACCUCCAGCUCUGUUUAUCCCUGCACCAGCGCAGUGAACCCCACAAUCGUCCUGCUGCAACACAACAGAGAGCAGCAAAAGCAUCUUUCUCAUUUCAAAGACCCAACCCCAGAAAGAGACAAAAGCCCUGAUCCUGGGAGAGACUCAGUCAGUCCAGUCCCUGAUAUGGACUGGAAGAGGCUGCGGCUAUCACUGCACUCCCCUGUCCUCGGUCCUCUCAACAAGCCCAUUGUGCCCGUACGGAACACUGAGAAGUCCAAAGACUGGUACAAGACAAUGUUCAAACAGAUACACAGAAUACCCGAGCCUAUUGAGGAAAAUCCUUACCGCCCCACCUACAUUUUCCCCGAGAACUAUGACAUUCAGAUGAAAUCAAAAGAUGAUGGUCACACUCCCUUUGGUUACUUGGAAGAUUUGAGAGCAGUCCCACGCUCAAAAAGUGAUGCAGAGGUCGAUUCAAGAGGCCGGUCGAUGCCUGUGCCAACACGGUCCUCUUCCCUCAAACCCUCUGCCAAAAGGAACGAGUGGGAGCCCCCGGAUAAAAAGGUAGACACCAGGAAGUACCGCGCUGAGCCCAAGAGCAUCUUUGAGUAUGAGCCAGGGAAAUCGUCGGUGCUGAAGCUGGAGAGAACGACUCAGGAUGUAAAUCCAGAAGAUGUAGAUUUAGAGAAUGAGCCUUGGUAUAAAUUCUUUUCAGAGAUGGAGUUUGACAAAGCGAGUGCCCCCUCUUUCAGCCCCCUGGAAACAGCCUCCGACCUGCAGCAGUACUCCUCGAGCAAGUCUGGACACAGCGAGGUGGAGAAGGACGGAGAACCAUCCUCGGGCGAGCCUGGGGCUCCAGAAUGCGACCGCCAUGUUUACAAGAGUGUCCUGGAGGGUGGCGACAUUCCCUUACAAGGUCUGCGGGCCCUAAACAAGCGCCAAGCCAGCUCCUCCUCCUCUAAAGUGGAUUAUAAAGGUGGGAAUGGCUAUAUAAUUUCACCCUGCUCCUCUGUAAAUAGUCGAUCAGUUCUUGCCAGUAAUGCAAUAGGUAACCAGUGUAAGAGUAUGAAGCCUCUAUCUGCUGCCAAAGCCUGCAUACCCCAAAUCCUGCCCUCUAAGUUCAAGCCCAAGCUGCUGCCGCCCAGUGGUGACAGUCAGGAGAGCAGGACUAAAGCUGUCAGGCACCCAAAGGCCCACAGCUGUGAGGAUCUGUACACGGGGCCAUGUGACACAGACUUUGCUAGAGCAGAGGAAAGGGAGAUCGGGCAACAUUCAGACUCUAAGUCCAGCUGUGGCACAGAGUGUGCGGAUGGCCUCAGGAAUGUUUCCCCUGCAAUUAGGAGGAGCGCAUCUGAGUUUUCCAGCCUGUACAGGACCAUGCAUCACAUCCAGCGGCCCAGCUCGGCCGGCUGCAGUCCCAACGGCAGCGUUCGCAGCCUGGCCUCUCUUUUUGAGAAGUCAAAGGCCGACGGGGGUGAAAGGUCAGAGGCAGAUGACGGGGGUAACAUUCCACGGGAUGCUGUGUCGUCACGGGUCAGCGAGUUUGAAAUGAUCAUUCAGCGGUCCAGCUCGGCGCCCAGUCGCUCCUCCUCCCUCCCCACCCUGCACUCCAGCCAGGGCCACAGCCCCAACCACAGCCCCGCCCACCUCUACAUGGCGUCUGCAGUGUCAGCGGAGUCCCUUUUGGUAGCUGAUGCCACCCAGAUGGAUGCCUGCUCCCCAGUGGAGGCAGAGGGCAAGAGCUGUGGGGAGGAGGCCCUGACACCAGGCAGUGUGACAGUGCAGGAGGCUGCUUCCUCCUCAGAGGACAGACACAGUGUGAGGACUGAUUCACCCUGCAACACUGAGGCCGAGGUUGAGCAGAUCUUCAGCAAAAGUUCACCCGAACUGAUCCCUCAAAAUAUCAGUGGAUCAAAGAGUCCCUCAGUACUGCUUACAGCUUCCCCAACACAACACAACCAUCUUCUCCACAACCACCACCACCACCACCUGCACCACCUGAACCAUCAACUCCUCCUCAAACCCAGCAAAUGCAAAGGCUCUUGCCCAGCCUCCUACACCCGCUUCACCACCAUCCUCAGGCACGAGAGGCAGCAGGCCACCCAACAGGAGAGGCCACCUCAGGAGAAGAAGACCACGCUUCCUGGGAACCUCUUCCUCAUGGGCCCUGCUCCUUUCAGGUUACGGAAAAACCUGCAGUCCCACCAAACUCGGAGGACUCUGUUAGCCACAAAGGUGACCACGGGCACCCAGAGGCCCUGCGCUUUGUCUCCUGAGCCCAGACCUCUGAUCCCUCAGCGCCUGUCCUCCCUGGAGGUCCUGGAGAGGCUGAGUAAUGGAGAGGGGAGCAGCACUGACCACCUGAGUAACGGGCAGGGCUUGGACGCCAAUGGGAACCUACUGCAGCCGCUGGCAGCUCACCGCAGAGACUCAUCCCCAGUUCUCGGGGAGAGCCAGGAUGAAGUGUUGCGAAGGCGUCAUGGAGACAAAGAGAAAAUCUUGGAGGAGCAGCGGCGGCUGAAGCGGGAACAGGAAGAGGCUGACACAGCGUCGAGGCGACACACAGGCAUUGUCCCGACGCACCACCAGUUCAUCACCAACGAGCGCUUCGGAGACCUGCUCAACAUCACAGAUAACACAGAGAGGAGGAAAUCAGGCGUAGAGAGAACUCCAGCCAUGGCUCGCUUCGACUUCAGAGCAGAAACUCUAAAGGAAUUACCGUUUCAGAAGGGAGACAUCGUCUACAUCAUUCGACAGGUGGAUCAAAACUGGUAUGAAGGGGAGCACCACGGAAGAGUUGGCAUUUUCCCUCAAAGUUACGUUGAGCUCCUUCCCCCCACAGAGAAAGCCCAGCCAAAGAAAAGUGCUCCAGUGCAGGUACUGGAAUAUGGAGAGGCUAUCGCACGCUUCAACUUCAACGGGGACACAGUGGUGGAAAUGUCCUUCAGAAAGGGAGAGAGGAUCACGCUGAUUCGUAGAGUUGAUGAAAACUGGUAUGAAGGCAAAAUCUCAGGCACCAACCGCCAAGGCAUCUUCCCCGUCACCUACGUAGAAGUGAACAAGCGACCCCGUGUCAAAAAUGGGGUGGAGUAUCUCGACCCUCCUGUCAGCCAUUCGCCACAGCGCAGCACCAAUGCCUCUCCUCAGCUGUAUCGUAAUCGUCUGACCACCUCCCCCCUGCCCCUCCCUCGCUCCCCCCGCCGCUCCGUGUCCCCUGAGGUCCACGCUGUCUCCUCUGAGUGGAUCUCCCUGACUGUGGGAGGAGGGAGCCCUCCUGCUGCGCCCACCCCUCCCCUGCCACCACUGCCCACAGUGUCCUACCGCUGUGGCGAGUACCUGCCCCCGCCCUACUCUGCCAGCCCCGUGCCUCCUAUCUCCAGCAGCCCGUACUGCAUCUCCCCCAUGGCUUCCCCAUCUGCCUCCCCUCUUCCCCCACCUUACCCACCCAGACCCAACUCAACCACUCCCUUCCUCACGUUCACCCCACCUCAGGGGGAGGACUUCCUGCGCUCUCCUCCCUCCACACGAAAGUCACACAGCCCCUCUGGGGGGCCAGUGCUCGAGGGCUGGGUGAGGGGGGAGAAGGAGAUGACAGAGGGUGAAGGCACAGAGGGGGACAGGGGCCACGCAGCCCCAGGCAGCAGGCGAUAUAGCCCUGCAGAGUUUGUGAAGAACGAGGCUGACCAUCAUGGACGGAGCUCCAGAAGCCCUGUGAUGCUGUUUGACAUCCAGGAUAACAACAAUGUUAACUCCUUUGCGGAGGCAGUGUGUAAUGAGAUCUUGAAUAUAGCUGAGACCUCGGUGAGGUACUGCAGCACCCUGUCCCACCACCCUAAUGACUCUGUCCAUAGACUGCACCCCCACCCCAGUAAACAAUCUCUCAUCAUUUCUCAGCAACCCAAGUCCCACAGCAGCAGCAGCCCGGAGCCGAACCGUCUACACUGUGGAAUUUUCCAGGCUCUGUACAGUUAUGUGCCGCAGAACGAAGAUGAACUGGAGCUGCAGGAGGGAGAUCUUGUCAGCGUCAUGGAGAAGUGCGAUGACGGCUGGUUUGUUGGUACCUCAAAGAGGACAAAACAGUUUGGGACUUUCCCUGGGAAUUACGUGAAGGAAGUGAAACUGUAAAGAUAUCUAAUCCGGCUGUAACACACGGUUGCCUGUCAAGCUUGGGAAGUCAUUACUAUCGCGCAUGGCUGUUGGUUAGCAUAGUCAUUUAGCCAGGCGAAUCCAUUUUGUCUGGGAAAGUGAUCGGUUCGGCCUGAGGUAUGUCAAACUGCACGAGAUGGAGACAGAGACAGCUCACUGCCCAAACCUCAGUAUGGUGUACACCUUGACCACAUAUUACACAACCCUUGACAGAAAUUGUCUGUCUCCACGUGUGGAAUUUCUCCACCACAAACUAGCUUUUAUUGUACAGAUAAUAGCUUCCAUCUUGUCUAUGUAAUUUUCAUUACACAAGUGUUUACGUAGUGUGGAGGACGGCAGCAGAGCAGUGUAUGGAUUAAGGAGUGGAUCUUAUUACCUGAACUGGACUUGGGAGGAUUCAGAAUGUAUUUUUAUGGGAUGUGUGGUUGGAGCUGUUUGUCAUGAGCUACCUUUCAGGACCAGUGGUGUUUAUCAUGAUUAUUUAAUUACAAUGCAAACCAUGCAUCUCCUGAUUGAAAGACAUUAGAUGUUGCUUUCAGAGUAAAACCUUUAGUGUUUGUUCAGCACACCAGACAGUAUGAAAUUUAAUGUGGUGGUUUAUCCUUGGACUCUGCUUCUCUUUUCUCAGUUUAGAUUUGAGAAACUGACUUAAAUUCAGUGCCCUCCAGAGUUUAAAUACUUUAACCCUUAAAUAUAAAGCCCCUUUAGAAACUGGUCUGACAUACCUGUUUUACUUUCUGUUACAUUUUAUGAAUCAUCAAAAAAUCAGUAUUUAAAGAACAUAACAGCAUUCACAACUCAGUGCCCGAAAGCUUUAGAUACCAGUUCAGUAUUGCCUUCAUUUUCUAUCAAAGGUUGUUAUAUAACAGUUAUCACAAAGUCAUAUGCAUGACAAGAGAUACUCAAAUGUUGAAGUGUGCUCUUAGCUUCUCUUUUUUCCCAGUAACCACAGCAAACACACGUACAGGACACGUGGACUGUGUUGCAUGUCUUUAAAGUGAAACCGUGUAUGUGCACAUCCUUUUUCUUCAGAAUCUAUUCAUUUGUCAUUUUACACCUCUUCUGUCAAAAGAGAAGUGUGUUUACUGAUGGAUGAUGCCUGUAAGGUAGCUGGUGGUAGACGCCUGGCUCCAGCGCAACCACAGGACAGGCGUGGUGGCACUUAACUUCCUGUUUAGUCAUAUAAGCAGAUCCCACCUAACAAGACAAUGGUAUAUUAAUCACAAAAAAAUCUAUUUAAUGUUUUAAGCAAAGCCAACAAGGUGUCUUAGAAUAUAAACAUGCUGAUUUUUAAGUGCGUAUUGAGAUUUUAACCGCACCCUCACUCACAAGAUUUUUUGUUUUAGCCAUGUAAAUGUGUACAGAAAACUUUAAGAGGCCUUCUAAAUAUGGCUACAUAUUUUCAUAUGUAAUGACUACAACUUGGGUAAUACACUCAGUGGAAUGAUUUAACAAUAAGGUCAGCAUUAGUACAGCAUGCACUGUAAUAUAAUAAGAGACAAGUCAAAUUGGAGCAUGAGACGCUAUCAGCCUCAAUAUUUGCCACCUUUAGCUUAAAGCAAACAGCAGUGAUGACGGGGUUAACAGUCUGCUCUUUGAGCUUCAAUAGCACCCUGAUGGAGGAUUGCUUUGAAUUCUGCUAUCAAAGCAUCACAGCCGUCUUCCCGCGAGUACAGAGCUCCCACAUCUCCAGCACCAUCAGAUCCUGUAACAGACACCACAUGUCAGAAUAGAUCCUCCACACGCACAUACUGAAAGAUGAUAGCUAUUGUUUUUCUCCGCUUGUGUUUUCAUCAAAUUCCUCUUUGUCAUCAGCUGCUGCACUAUGCUCACCAGUCCUGAGCGGAGGUGUCAAAUAGUACUUGCAAAUAAUUCUUAGAGCUUGUUAUGACCUGCUUGUACUGGCAGAUGGAUGGGAGAUUGCUAAAGAAGUAUUUUAAAAUCACUUUUUUUUUUACACAAGGUGGACUGAGGUGGUGAGCUAUCUGAUGCUCCAAGUAGCUGAACUCAGAUCCUUUUCCCUAUGAAUACACACAUUUCUAAUCAAACAGUGCCAGACUAUCAGUGUAUCACUCUCUAUAAUUGCCUGAGUACAGGAGAAAUUAGAAACGUAAUGUGAAGUGUUGAAAGAUGAAACAGUAGCUCUCACUAGAUCUAAAAGUGUAUGUUUACUAUAUCUUUGGGGUUUUUUUUGAAUGUGUUAGCUGCAGUUGUGCAGUGAUGAUGAACAUUGACCUGAUUGGAUUGUGGUUUGAAACUGUAUGUGGCUGCCACAUAUAUGAAGUUCAAUAACUGAUGAAGUGCAUUAAUUUAACAAGAUUCAGUAGCAAUCAGUGUUUCGUCCUCUCUGAUGUUUGCUGUUGGGACAAAAUCAGGUGUUUCCUCUGGCGCGGAUCACCACUGACAAUUUUGCCAACAUCAGCAAAGGGAAUGUUUUGUCAGGAUAAUACACUGCAUUAUGGGUUUGCCUGUAUAGCGCUGAUAUAAUAUUCAGGUAUUUUGUUACACCACAAAGGCAUGUUUUCCCCUCUGCUGCUGGCUAAACAUUUCUGUCCCUGCGUAACUCCAGCUCUGCAUGAAUGUGCUGAUAGGUUGGGAGUCUGUUGGCCUGUUUCUUCCCUGACAGAACAAAAGGAGAGAGGUUUUUGCUCCACCUCAAACACACCACACGAUGGACAAAUAAACAAUCACUCGUUUAGCCAUAACACAACUCACUUUAGCUUGUUUCUGUGAUAUUGUGCUCUAGAAAACAUCACAGGAUGUAUGAAUGUAUGAAUAUAUGAAUGUGGCAAUGCACACACAAUAUGUAAAAAAAAGAAAAGUCUGUAUUUUCAUCUUAAAGGAACAUGCAGACGAUCGAUCAGCAUGGCACAAGAAGGAUUGUAAAUAUGUAAAAUAAAAAUAAUAGACUGCGAGCGAGGGGAGCGUCAGAUUGAGCUCUCUGUCGCUUGCGGCGGUUUAUUUACCUGAAGGAUUUUUGUCAAAGCACAGAGUGGAGCGUUACUGAGCACAGGAUGUUUGGCGCAUAUGAACAUUACGCUGCCAUUUGUGACAUUCAUAAUGCCUUAUGUUAGAUGCAAAAUUGUGCCUCAUUUUCAUUUAAUUAUUUUGUUUUCCUUUGGAGUAUCACUGAAAUGUAUCCAUGACAUAUUUAAUGUAACCAUGGUUUUCCCAUUAGUCCUAGUGAUCUCUGUGAUGGGAGAACAUUUACUAAGAACUUGUCAGUUACUGUGCAAGUACCUAAAAGUGUGACACAAUGCUUUAACUUAAUGAUUAAUAAUCAUGAGAACGAGCUAGUUUGAUGAGACGCACAACCUGCAACAGGUUUUUGGUUUGUUUGCUUCAAUUUGCAGUGCUGUUACAUUGACAAUAUUAAAAUAAAGAUACUAUACACUGCUGUGACUUCGGUAUUAUGCAAUAUUUAAUAAACCAUUUAAACUAU